Messenger RNA from Ramularia collo-cygni, 1575 nucleotides. RefSeq lists its product as uncharacterized. NCBI's taxonomy places the organism in Eukaryota, Fungi, Ascomycota, Dothideomycetes, Mycosphaerellales, Mycosphaerellaceae. The record is from RefSeq and is a predicted model, not a curated record. The transcript has a single exon. Bases 1 to 1575 code for a protein of 524 amino acids.
AUGCUCUCCCACGAAGAAUGUCUGCGCAUCAUCAAUGCCGGCGCCGUGACCAAGCCUGAUGCCGACAUCUCUGGCAUAGGCGUUAUCCUGGCUUUCCUGAUCAGCGCCUAUGUCUCCUUCGCCGUGGUCCUCGUGGCGUAUGCCUUUGGAAUUGUUGAACCAGAAUUACUAUCACCCACGGAUUCGAAGAUCAUGCGAGUCAGGUCUCGCGUCCAUCGCCAUCCAAAGUUGCAUCGCGUCUUGCAGCAUACCAUCCUCGCGCUCAGCGACCAACAGAUUGUCACGGGAAUCGCCAUCAUGGCCGCUGGAUUUGUUGGCCUCCGUAGUGGCGAGACCAGCGUCUACCACUAUCAGAUCGUGCUAUACUUGGCAUGGCUUGCCAGUUCAGUACAUCUCUCUGCUCUUACCAUCCUACGGCCUUUUUUGAGCACGCACCCUGCCGUCCGGGCUUGGCGUCUGACAGGGAUGGUCGUGCUUUUUCUGAUGCUCGUCGUUGGCCUCAUCCCCACAGUGAGCUAUGAUUGGGGAAUCAUCAACAUCUCUGAACCCGACGACCAUGACGUUCAAGAAAACGAGACUACCGGUUGGGGUAUACCCGCCAGAUGUUUUUGGGGCAGGACUUAUGGCGAUGGUGUGAACAAUGACGCACCGAUAGGAUAUAUUCUCCUCCUGGUGAGCUACAUAUGGAAGAUCGGAGACAUGUUUGAAUCCACGAGGCGACUAUACGGGCUUGGCAUUCGCCAACCAUUGGAGAGAGGAACAGAGUCCUUGCUGUCAAUUCCCGCGAGACGGUAUAGGCAGACUCGACAAAAGAGAUAUCUUUGGUGCUUUCGGUUGUUGCUGGUUCCUGCAGUCCCUGUUGUCGCCUUUGUCGAGUUCUUACGAUCAUUCUCCGCCUCCCUGUGGCUCUCGCUGUGGGGUCUUGUUUUUGGGACAAUCCAGGUGGUGGUUCCACGGCAGCAAAAUUUACUUCAAACUGGGUCCAAGGAGGAGGAAUGGGGAUUCAGUCAACUGGUAGCCCUCAUUCUGUUGGUACAGCCGCUAGGUGCGAUUACCGAACACAUGUGGGUACGUGAUUCGGGGGAUGGGGAGCAUCAUAGCUAUGGAACGAAGUCAUCCGACGAAGAAGAGCGAGUUGCUGCAGAUCAAAGAUUGCUUGCAGGCACCCCUGAGCCAAAUCUCAAAGACAGCAGAGCCCUGAUUGAGCUCCUCGGGAGAGAGAUAGCCAUGCGAGGAACAGGUGCAUCGAGCCGAGCGACUCCGAAUAUCACAAAGAUUGUACUCUCAUCACGAGUCGGCCUUUUAUUGCUCGUUCUCAUACAGAUUACCUUGGUCGGCGGCACCUGUACCAUUCUCUAUUUCGACGCCGCUUCUGUGGGAGUUGUCAGAGGUCAGAACUGGCCAUAUGCUUUGAUAGCCCUCGCGUUCUAUGUUUCUUCAUCAUGGCUGGCGAUACUAAUUACAAGUCCUUUUAGUCGACUUGGGAAGGAUUAUUCUCUUCAUACUAUGGAUGAUCUUGCUGUGCAUGUGGAUGUAGAGAAUGACUUAAAGCCACUUGAGCUAAGUCGGAUUUAG